Messenger RNA from Clavispora lusitaniae ATCC 42720, 3447 nucleotides. It is a transcript of the gene SLA1, whose product is annotated as cytoskeletal protein-binding protein. NCBI's taxonomy places the organism in Eukaryota, Fungi, Ascomycota, Pichiomycetes, Serinales, Metschnikowiaceae. The record is from RefSeq and is a predicted model, not a curated record. Gene Ontology annotation, molecular function: ubiquitin binding; identical protein binding; protein-macromolecule adaptor activity.
AUGGCCGGCCAAAUGUAUGGUUUUAUUCCUUCCAAUUACAUCGAAUUUAAUUCUGCUGCACCUACUGCGCAAUCGCUGGCCCCAUUGCCGAUAUCUAGUUUUGCCCCUCCUCCAGUGCAUAAGGACCUUACGCCGCAACCGCAACUGCAACCGCAACUGCAACCGCAACAAAGCCAACCAGAAAAGGAAGAGAUUGUGGAUGAAUAUCCAGAGGAAGAAGAUGAAGCUCCUCCGCCUAUGCCUUCCAGACCAGGUAAUACAGGUUCUCAAGCUGUUGCGGCUGCUCCAAGACCAGCGCAACCUUCGAACAACUCUCCGCCUCAACCUGUACUUCAAGAUGUCGAUGGAAACCAUAAGGAACAUACAUUUGAUGGAGAAUAUUUCAAGUGGUUCAUAGACGAGGUGGACGGGCGGAAAAAGCGGUCUGUGGUGCUUUCUGUCGGAAACGGCUUGAUCAUCUUGAAACCCAACACGGACAAUCCCAAAAAGUUGAAAUUGCGCUCUGCCUCCUCACUUGAUAACAACUGGAGAAUAAGAGACUUGAUGCAAUACAACCAUGAGAAGAAGCACGUUUUCCUUGAGUUCCGCAACCCAACAGCCUCUAUCGAGUUACACGCCGGAACUAAAGAUGUGGCGGAAGCCAUUGUUACUAUCUUGGGCGACUUAAAGGGUGUUGAAGAAGCAAAGGGUUUGAAAGAAGUAGCUAGAGCUUCUCUGACCAAGGCAAGUGGAAACAACAAAAGGAUUGGCGUGUUGCUAUACGAUUUCCGUGCGCAGGGCGAUGACGAACUAUCUGUCAGAGAAGGCGAUGAGAUCUACAUUGUGGAUCUGAGCAAAUCUAAAGAGUGGUGGAUGUGCGAACGUGUAUCCGACGGAAAACAAGGUGUGGUUCCAUCGAGUUAUAUUGAGAUCACAGGAACCACGAACUUGGAUAAAUUGACUGCAGGGGUCACACGAAGGAAAUCUGAAAGAGCACCAACGUCGUCGAAAGGGAGAAUCAUCGAUGGCGACUCUUCAAGCAAAAAGAAACUGUACAAUUACAACAGAGAUGAACGCGAGCGCAUCAGAGAAUCUGACAGAAUCAAAAGAGACAAGAACAAGUCCAAAAAAGAUGAUAAGAGCAUGCCUAAUUACCACAGAGUGCGUACUUGGAUCGACAGUACCGGAUCAUUCAAAGUUGAGGCUGAGUUUUUGGGCUGUGUUGAAGGCAAAAUCCACUUGCACAAGUCAAAUGGUGUUAAGAUUGCGGUAGCUGCGACAAAGUUGUCUAUUGAAGACUUAGAGUACGUGGAAAAAGUGACCGGCACUUCCCUUGAAUCAUACAAGGAAGAGGUUGCCAGACAAUCACAAAGGAGAAGCCCUGUCAAAGGUUCAAGGUCCAGUGGCGUCGGAGCAACAUCCCCUGUACAAGAUAACAAGCACGAAAAUAGAUCGAGAUCAGCUACUGCUGUUAUCAAUGACGUUACACCAUCCCAACCAACUAGGCCUACAACAGGAAAAUUGUCUGUCAACGAGCCGGAUUAUGAUUGGUUUGACUUCUUUCUCCAAUGUGGAGUUGACAUUGGCAACUGCCAGCGCUACUCUAUCAACUUUGGCAAAGAACAGAUGGAUGAAAGUGUCCUCGAAGAUAUCACACCUUCGUUAUUGAGGUCUUUGGGUUUGCGUGAGGGUGAUAUUUUGAGGGUAAUGAAGUUCUUGGACAACAAGUUCAACCGCAAGAAACAAACAGCAGACGAGGCGCCAUCUGGUGGACUUUUCACGGAAGCCACUGGUGCGUUGAAGAACAACAGCACGACUCAAGUUUCGAAAGUUUCAGCGAGUGCUUUACCUACUCCAUCGACAUUGCCCGAGUCAUCUGCAUUGCCCAGUUCUGGGGCACAAGGUGCUGCUUCCGACAAAUCAACUACAGCAAGUAAGUUUGAGGACGAUGCAUGGGCAGUCAAACCUGCCGCUCGCUCCAGCGAAGAUAUCACCAACACGGCUCAAAACAGACCACAUUACACUGGUUCUUUGCAGGACCUUGUGGACAUCAAGCCUUUGGAAAGCACACAGCCUCAGACUCCAAAUGGCACCGAGAAGAGCGGCGGUGCUCCUACCGCUCCAACAUUGACACCAGUAAAAACGGGAACGUUGAUUCAACCCAACCAGCAAUUCACCGUGCAGAAAACUGGAAACGGAACCGCACCACUCAAUCCCGUCAGAACAGGGAAUGCGCCAAACUUGGUGCCCGUUCAAACAGGCGGCAUGAUGCCAGCUCAGCCCACUGGCUUUGUUGCCAUUGGCGCCCAGCCGACCGGGUUUGUUCCAAUUCAGGCUACAGGCGGAAUUGUGCCCCAGUUGACCAUUGGCAUUGUUCCGUUGCAGACAGGCAGUGCCACGUUUGCGCCACCACCUAUGGGCGGCCAAAAGACUGGGGAACCCAUGGCUGGUCCACCACCCACGACUUUUGGGCUUCCUGCGCAGACGACCAGCUCGUUUGUGCCGCUACAGCCCGGAAACGUCACCAUGCCGGCAACUUCCUUCAACCAAACGACUCACACUGGAGGGUUUUCCUCGAUGCCCAAUCUUGCGAGCCAGGUAACAGGAGGUGUCAUGCAGGGCCAAAUGACCGGAGGCCCUAUGAUGGGCCAAAUGACCGGAGGUCCUGUGAUGGGCCAGAUGACUGGAGGAGCAAUAAAAUCAACAUUUGUUCCCCAGUCAGCGUUCGGAAAGCAAAUCACAGGAGGAUUCAUGUCCCAGCCUUCGCAGACUGGCUUUGGUCAAAGCAUGCCUCCAACAAGUUUUGGUCAACAGACCGGAGGCAUGCCCUCUACAACCUUUGGCCAGCAGACGGGAGGAAACAUGCCUACUUCUUUUGGUCAGCAGACUGGUGGUAUGAUGCCCGCUACUAGCUUCGGCCAACAAACUGGAGGAAUGAUGCCCACCACUAGUUUCGGUCAACAAACUGGAGGUAUGAUGCCUACAACCAGUUUUGGCCAACAGACGGGGGGAAUGAUGCCCACAAGCUCGUUUGGCCAGCCAGGUAGCAUGCCUCCUACCAGUUUUGGCCAACCAGGCAACAAUCCCGGUUUCAACCAGCCAAUGAACCCGGCGUUUGGCCAAAACACAGGCAUGCCACCCACUAGUUUCGGCACCAACAAUUUUGCCCAGAGCCAGCCUAGUUAUGGCCAGCCAAACAAUUUCUCUCAACCAAAUUAUGGCCAACCCAACUACGGUCAACCCAAUGUUGGCCAAGUCACAAGCAUGUUUCAGAAUACGAGCAUCGGCUCGCCCUACGGCCAGCCCCAAAACUUUGGUGCGUCGCAGUUUGAAGGCUUUGGCAAUCAGCCUCUUCAAGCCCAGCCCACCGGAGCAGGGUUUGGAAACGGCCCUUCAUUGCAGCCUCAGCAAACAGGAAGAAGAGCAAACUUACAGGCUGCUUCUGCAGACAAUCCGUUUGGCUUUUAG